AUGUAGUAGGCUCAAUUUAGUUAGUAGCAGCAAAUAUAAUAACAACAGUAACAAUAAUAGCCUUAGCAACAGCAAUAGCAAUUACAAACAAAUCUGCAGCCAACGAUGCAGAAUGUAUAAAAUUCUUAGUAUAAUCAAUCGCCGUACAUCGGUGUUGAAUUACCACACUUGUAUUUGAAGAAAGCAAAACCUUUCAGCCAAAUUUCUACUACUGCUACUCCUCAAACAAAUUCAUCAUUUGCUCAUUAAUUUCCAUCACCUGCCUUAUUAGCAAAUGCAAAUAGUAUUAAUAAAAAUAGCAGCAGCAAUAGUGCUUGUAUUUAGAUAUAAAAGCUAGAAUCUACGCCUACUCCUUAAUUAUUUAAAUAAAUUUCUACGACUCCAUUGCUGCUGUCUUAGACUUCUUAAUCCGCUAGUGUUCCUUUAGUAAAUUUAACUCCUCCAAAAUCACAUACAAAAGAACAAAGUAAAUUCAAAGGAAAUGUAAAAGAAAGUGAUGUUAAAAUGAAAAAAAAAGGUUCUAAAAGCAAAAAGCAGGAAGAAUCAGCUGGAACUUCAAAGAGAGUUCCAAUUAUGUAAUAAGUUGGAAGAGGUAAAAGUUAGCCUAUCACAGCAAAUUAUCAGAUAGAAUAAACGGCAAAAUAAAAUUUUAAUAUACAUAGAAGUCCUCUUACUCCAAAUUUUUUAUCUAACUAAUUGAUAGAAGCGGAUUUAUUUUCUAAAAAAGGCAAUAAAUCAGUUAAAAAAGGGAGUCCUUCUAACAAAAAUUAAAAUAAAAACUAUCAAACAAUGCAAGCUCCUGCUUUCUCAAAUAAUAUGCAAGGAGGAAUGAUAGAACUAGCCCUUAAAAAUAAAUCUACUUAAAAGAAAUAAUCUAAAAAUAACUUUUUAGAUGAUAAAUUACAAGAUGAUUAAAAAACACUAGAAUCAAAACAAUCUUAUUUGCUUAAUUAUGAACAUCAAGAAAGCGUGGCGUAAUUUUUACCCUCAUUUAAUGGAAUGAAGACUCCUUUUUCUUAAUAGUUUUAAUCAUAAAAGCACAUUCAACAACAUCAGUCUGUAUAAUAAUAGUAGUAGUAAAAUAUGCCACCUUAAAUUUAUCAAUAAAUAUAAACAAAAUACGCAGAACCUUAAGAUUACAAUUUAUAUUAAAAAACCAGCUACAAUAAUUUUUAGAUUAAUCCUGCUCAUGUAUCACUUCAGUAAUAUUAGCUAAAAUAACCAAAUUAAUUUUCAUAGUAUUAAUCUAUAAUUCCAAACUACUUUGAGAGUUAGUAGUAGUUCAAAGAAGUCAAUCUUCUCACUUCUUCUGUCUCUUCCAAUUCUUCUGGGUAGAUGGCCAAUUAAUCAGAAAAUUAACAAAGUACUGCUUAAAACAGUGAAAAAAAGCUAAAUGCUAAAAACAAUUCCUAAAUAUUUAAUACAAUUAAUUUAUAAGCAAAUAAAAAUUUGAUUACUAGUCAAAAUUAAUCAAAAAAGUCUAACAAAAAAAACUCGCUCGCUAAAUCUUAAACUUUUUAUAAAAAUACCAAUCAAUAAUAAUAAGGCAUAUAUAAUUAGAAUAGACUCUAAAAUCCUCAAGAAAAUUACUUAUAUUACUUAGAAUAGAACAAUGAUAAACACGAAGUAAAAGAAGAAGAAGAUGAAGAAGAAGAGGAAGAAGAAGAGGAAGAUGAUGAUGAAGAAGAGGAAGUAAUCGAUUAAAUUAAAUAACAAUAAUAAUAAUUUAUGCAUGAAAACAAUAACAAUCAUCAAAUCAAUAAAUAAAAUAAAUGGACUCAUUUAUUUAUUGGUUAAACGAAUAAAUAAUCUGCAAAUAAAUAAAUACAGUAAAAUAUUUAGCAUAAUUAAAUGCAAUAAACUUUAUAGCAAAGCUAAAUAUAGUAAAAUUUAUAACAUGGAUAAAUGCAAUAAAAUUUAUAGUAUAAUUAAGCACUUUAAAACUUACAACAGAGCUAAAUACAGUCGAAUUUAUAGCCUAUUUAAGAUUAAAAUUUAUAUAGUUAGUAUAAUAGUGACGAUUUUUAAGAGGAAGAUGAACACGAGAAUUAACUUCAAAAUAUUCGAUUUUACAGUGAAAAAAAUUUUCCUCUUUAUUAUGACUAACACUUAUAUUAAUUAUACUAGCAGGGUUAAAAUAUUACUAUUAAUCCAAAUUAAAAUGGAAACUAAGUCUAUGAAAUAACAGAAGGGGAAGAUGAUGAAGACGACGAUGAAGAGGAAGAGGAAGAGGAAGAAGAAGAUGAAGAAGAAGAAACAGAAGAGUAGGAAAAUAAAUAAAUUAUUUUUAUGGGAAACAGGCAAAAUGAUAUUUAUUUUAGGAAUAAUGAGUAAGAAGAAUAAGAAGUGAGUGAAGAGGAUCAAGAUGAGGAUGAUGUAGACUACGAUGACGAAAGCUAGUCUAGAGUCAAAAAUAAAAUAAAUAAAAAUAGAUUGUUUGAAGAUGAUGUUGAAAAUUAAUUUUAAUCAAGUGAUUUCGAUGCUUAAAAAAAUGAUAUGAAAAUGUAUAAUUAAGCUGAAUAUCAAUAAACAAGGAUUAACAUGGGGAGUAAAAACAAUCUAUCAGUUGAUAAAAUAAAUUCCUUAACUUAAGUAAAUACCUCAAACUAUGAUCAAAUGAAGUCUCUAAUCUCCCCAAAAAGCAGAGUAAGUUCCUACUAACAAUUUAGCACUCUUAAAUUUCAGAAAAGCAAUAGUAAUAAUAAUUAAAUGAGAAGCAAUACAAGUCUUGGUGAAGAUGGAAACAACUAAAUUGAACUAGAAAUGGAUGACGAGGAAGACUCUCACUUGACCAGCUUUGCUAAUAAUAAAAAUCCAUCAAAUAUCCCAAACUUGGUCAAUAAAUAAACAAAAUUUAAGAAAAAAUCAAAUACAAUAAGCUCAAGAGGAAGCUAUGUUAGCGAGCAGGAGUAGAUGUAAGAAGGAAAUAAAAUUAUGCAAAAGAACCCUUCUUAAUUUUUACAAACAUCUUAGGGAAUUUAACAAAACCAAAAUUUCAAUUUACCUGUUACUAUCAGAAAUAACUCUAAAAAAAAAUCGAAAACUGCCAAUUUUUAACCUUAGCAUUAAAUUCUUUACCAAAACUUCAAUAAAGAUGCGUUUUAAGCAGGAGUUGAGAUUAAUAAUGAAUACUUUCAAGGCAAUCAAGUAGGAAGUAUUAUCUUUGCUUAGUAACAACAAUAAGUUUAAUUCAAUAACUGUAACCAAUAUAAGUUUAAUAUUCAAAAUGUUAAUAUUCAGCAUCCUGGAAAUGUUUCUUAAAUUAUUGAUAAUCAGAAGAUAUUAUUCAAAAAUAAUAACUAGAAUGAAAACAUGAAAGUUAAUUAAAGCGAUAUUAAUUUACAACAUCAAAUUAAAGGAUUUGAUUAAAUUUACGAGGUUAAUGAUGUUAAUAAUUCUAUAAUUGAAAAAUAAGUGCCAGAGCCUCCACCUCCUGCUGGUUCUCAAUAUUCUAAACACGAGAUUUAGUAGGUAAACAAUAUAAUUAAUUAUACUCAUAAAAACUCAUUUUCAUCUUCUGCUUCAAAAGUAAAUACCAAUCAAAACUCUUUAAAAAAUUUGGAACAGAAUAACAACAAUAAUAACAGCAAGAGAGGCUCUUUUUACACUCUUUAAAGCGCCUCUAACAAUAAUAACCAAAUAAUUGAUGCUAAAUCAAAAGUUAAGUUGAUGCAUUUGUCUUCUGCAGAAGUCACACCCUAGGGUUCUCAACUUGGAAACACUCCUCAAAAGGGUAUUAUUAACCUAAAUAACUUUACUAUUUCUCCUAGACUUUACGGAAACGAUCAGAUAAAUAACACAUAGAUAACAUAAAGUAUCCUAUUUAUUCCUCAACAAUUUAACUAACUAAAACGAGAUUAGUUCUUUUUAGAAGACUAACAAGAUAAUUUAAAGUCAUACUUAGCAAACAAAAACAAAUAACAGCUGAAAAAGAAGUAAUCAGACGAUACAACUAGCAUUACUAACCAUCUUUCAAACUCUCCAAACAACAACAACAACAACAAUAAUACUUAAAAUAUUUAAGUACAACAGAAAUUAUAAAGUUAGAAUAAGAAAAGCAAAAAACAUAAGUAAAGCAAAAGCUGUGUUAAAAUUUGCAUGUCUACUGUACUUUUGGAUAACAACACAAACAAUGAUGAUAAUAAAAAUACAAAAUAAAGAGUUUACAGUUAGCAACCUUAUUUGGAAGACCCUCAAAUUAAAAAGAAAUGGGUUUUAAGUAGAGCCAGUAAAAUGCAAAUUGAUCCUAGACUAGCUAAUUAGCUUAUUGAAGAGAUAAAUUUAUAUUAGCAUUCUAAAGAAGUCAUCUUAGAAAAACUCAUUCAAAGUAUUCUCUCAUAUUAAACGCUUAAAGGAAAGCUUAAAAAGAAGGAUAAUAACAAUGAAGUUUCUGUUGUUUAGGCUGCUAAAAACAGAACAACUUAAAUUUUCCGCUCAGUUUCUCAACUCUUCACAAGCACAAGUAACUCGAACCCAUCAUAGCAAGAAAUAUAGCAGAAAAUGAUGCAAAGAAUGGUUAACAAUGGCACUUAAGCUGCAGUAGCGACCACGUUAAAUAACAGGACUACUACGAAUGACAAUUAAGUUACUUGUGAAUAAGAAGACUGCACUCGCUAUGAGAAAGAUUACAUUUAAGAGAAUAACUCAUAUGAAGAUGAGAAAAAGGCAUAUGCAAAAAACACAUAAGUACACAAUUAUAAAGAUAUCAUUCAAACAACAAUGGCUACAACUACUGCAGCAGGUCAAUUAAGUGUUUAUAACAAUAACUCACAUAUUCAUAGUAUUAAUAAUUUGCCUAAUUCAUUUAUUAGCAAAAAGGCAAAUUACUUAAAAGGAACAAGCAAUGAUAAGAAUAAUACAAUUAACACUUUGUCAUCAAUAAAUAAUCUGCCUAGUGCAAGUAAUCAAGCUCUUAAAGCUAUUUCUAAUGUAUCAUACAAUAACGCAGUUAAUCAUUCAACUUGUCCUAACUCUGUCAAUAUAAUUAGUGAUAACAACAUUCCAGGCGCAAUUAUUAAUGGAUCUAUAUGCAGUUCGUCUAAUAUCCAGUUAGUAUAAUAAAAUUCUUAAUAAGUUUCUUUGUUUUCACCAAACCAAAAAGACAAAACAAUACGCAUUAAAAAGAGCAAUAAAAACAUAAACUAAUUUGAUAUGUCUAACAACUAGCAAUAAUCAAUCAUCUUAGAACAAGAUGGAUAGAAGCAUAAAAAAGUUAACGCUCCAAUAAGUUAUUAAUAAAUCGGUAGCGAUAAACAAGCUUAACACAAAAAAAAAGAAAUAAGCAAACAUCAUAACUUCAAUACAAAGAUGAUGGAUUUAAGUUCAAUAUCAGUAUCAAUAGAUCCAAUUCAUGCUAUUGUCACUCCAAAAUUGCCUAAUAAUUCUAAAAAAAGUUUGAUUUCAUCUUAAAUUAAUGCAAACAAAGAAUCAAAGAGCUUAGAAUACAAACAAAACCCUUAGACAAUAAGUGCUUAUGUUCAAGCAGUUCUUCCAUCUUAGCAAUCUUCAAAAUUAGCAGAAUUUCAAAUCAACCAAAGAGAGCAAAGCUUUAGUUUUAAUAAUUAAAAUAUUUGUCCCAUAUGCUAACACGAAACUUAGUUGUUUGCUCUAAACUAUAAAUGUGAGCAUAAAUUUUGUAUGUACUGCAUAAGGUAAUAUAUAGAAAAUAAAAUCUAUAACAAUGAUGUCAUGAAAAUAUUUUGUCCCUACAAAAAUUGUAGAUUCAAACUUCGUUCAGAACACUUAAAGCCAUACAUUUCACAAGAGAUGUUUGACAAAUUUAAAGCUCUCAGAAAAAUAGUAUUUAAAAGGAUGAAUCCUAAUGUCAGAUAUUGUACAAGAGCUGAUUGUGAUGGCUACAUGAUAGGAGACGAAGAGCAUCCAAAAUUAACAUGUAAAAAAUGCUUUUAAGAAGUUUGUUUUCACUGCUGCAAUAACUGGCAUCAAGGUUUAAGGUGCGACUAAGCAAUUUUAGAAGAAGAAACGGAAGACGCUUAAAAAGAAAUAGGAAAGCAAACAUGUCCAAUGUGUAAUUCAAAGUUAAAUAUCCUCUAAUAAAUUGAUGGAGUCUAAUACUCUAAUAAAAUAAUGUGUUCUGCUUGCAACAAACCUUUUUGCAAUCUUUGCCGCAGAUAAUGUGGAUAAUUUCACUUUGCUCCUUGGAACAUUUGUUAUGGAUGUCCAGGUUAAAAAUACAGUCUAGAAGAGCCUCAAUGCUGUGAAAAAUUCUGUAUAUUUUUAUGGGGUGUUAUGAAAUUGAUGAUGUACAUUUUCCUUUCAGUGAUUGGAUUAGCUCUUUAUCCAUUUAUUGUAGCUAUUGUUAGUUUAUUUAUGCCUUUGAUUAUCUAUGCUUAUUUCAAAGGAAAUAGAUUGUAAUAUAGUGGAUUUAAAAAAUAUUUGCUAUUAUUUUCCUUGUUUCUCUUAGGAAUUAUUUUAUAUCCAGUUUGGCUGCUAAUUACAUUUAUACCAGGGACAUGUCUAUUUUUCAAAGAUAUGUAUCAAGAAAAGCGGCUCUAUGGAAAUGAAAUUGAUGCAUCAUAAGUAAAUCAAUGA
Messenger RNA from Tetrahymena thermophila SB210, 6552 nucleotides. RefSeq names its product Ibr domain protein. NCBI's taxonomy places the organism in Eukaryota, Ciliophora, Oligohymenophorea, Hymenostomatida, Tetrahymenidae. Gene Ontology annotation, molecular function: zinc ion binding. The transcript has 6 exons. The record is from RefSeq and is a predicted model, not a curated record.